AUGCCCGGAACUCCGGUCAAAACGUCGCCCAGUCUAUCCCUACUAGGAACUGCCGAGAAGUCGACGUGGAUGGCCUGGACGUCCUCAUCUGAUGGCGGCAAAGUAGAACCAAACAGCCUGGCAAGCAUACUGGCACCAUUGUCGCCGGGCUGUUGUGUGUCUUCCAAUAUCCCAGCGAUCCCGAUGGGAGCUUCAUUUGAAGCAUUUGCAAACUCGAACCCCCCUUGGCCCACGACACCGACACCCUCUCCGUCGAAUAAGCCUCGAAGAUCCCCGAGAAUUGGGACGAAGAAAAAGACCGAUGGACCGCUUCCGAAGCCGUGCAAGAAGCCGACUGCACGGGCCAAGCAGACAAAGGAAAAAGCCUUGCGGCGUCGGGUGGACGUUCUUCAAGAGAAGAACAAAACCCUGCGGAAGCAGAAAUGGGAUCUUGAGAACGAGAUUACCGUGCUGAAAGCAAAGAUCAUGACUGACGAGGAGGAAAUGCGCUCGGUCGAUGACAUGGAAAAACGGCUUGAUCACUCUCGGCGGUACAUCCGUGCCCUGAAGAUGCAAGUGCGCGCUUUGGGCGGAUAUGUUAUUGAUGUGAGCGACGAGGAUGGCGAAAGCAGCAACGAUAGCGGCGAUGGAGAAUUGCCGGCCAGCUUUCCCCGGGCUGCGGCGAACCCAUCCGAGUUUUCACUUCCUGCCCUCAGGGCAAAACGGAGUGGGCGGCAGAAAACCCGAUCGUGA
Messenger RNA from Grosmannia clavigera kw1407, 732 nucleotides. RefSeq lists its product as uncharacterized. Bases 1 to 732 code for a protein of 243 amino acids. The transcript has a single exon. The record is from RefSeq and is a predicted model, not a curated record. Lineage: Eukaryota; Fungi; Ascomycota; Sordariomycetes; Ophiostomatales; Ophiostomataceae.